UUCAACCGACCGUUAGAUCCCUGUAAAACGCCUUUCAUGUUUUUAUGUGAUUUGUUGGUUCUUCGUCGAAAUCUGAGGCAAAUACAAUGAGAGAGGUAAAACAAAAAUAAAUUAAUUAAUGAAGAAACCCCACAGAAGCAAUUAAAUGAAACUUUUUUAGAAUAAAAACAAAAUUUAAAUUUAAUUUUCUGGUAUCAAUUUCUCACCAACAAUUCUUUGGAAACCCCGCCAUUGUUUUUUUCUGUCUUCUAUGUAUAAUCAUUGACAAUCACAUUCACGUUCUUCCCUUCAUGUCUCCUUCUUUCAUCACCAUUAACAACCAUGAACGCGGCCGCUGCCACCAGCGCCACGACGACGCUUCUUAGCUCUCCUUAUAAACGUUCUAACAAGGCUAACGUCGGAAGCAACGACUUUAACGUCAUGGUUGAUAAGAAAAUAGGCGUUCAUGGCAAUGGUGGUUAUUAUAAUGUUUUUAACGGUGGAUUUUAUCAUGGGAAAGCCUCGUUCUUGAAGUGGACUCUAGAUGACGUUGUGUACGUGGCGAGAUAUCACCGGCUACCGUGUGUUUUCGCGGCCGGAUUGUUGUUUUUCAUGUACGUGGAGUACUCGCUUCAGAUGGUGCCGGAUUCGUCGCCGCCAUUUGAUUUGGGGUUCGUCGUUACCCGCUCCUUCCAUCGCGCUUUGGUUUCGUGGCCGGAACUUAAUACGUUAUUAGCUGCUCUUAAUACGGUGUUUGUUGGGAUGCAGACGGUUUAUAUACUGUGGACGUGGCUAAUGGAGGGUCGGCCAAGGGCCACAAUUUCUGCUUUGUUCAUGUUUACAUGUCGUGGGAUUCUUGGUUACUCCACGCAGCUCCCAUUACCUGAGGAAUUUGUAGGAUCAGGAGUGGAUUUUCCGGUAGGGAAUGUAUCAUUUUUCCUCUUCUUCUCAGGCCAUGUUGCUGGAUCAGUGAUUGCAUCGUUAGACAUGAGGCGGAUGCAGAGAUGGGAAUUGGCAUGGUUAUUUGACACUCUCAAUGUGCUCCAAGCUGCGAGGUUGCUAGGUACAAGGGGUCACUACACCAUUGAUUUGGCUGUUGGUGUUGGUGCUGGAAUUUUAUUUGAUUCCCUCGCUGGCAAGUAUGAAGAGAGCAAGACAAAAUCUGCACUUGUUUCUGGUACCAUCAAAGAGCCUUUCUUAAGCUAAAAGAAGAAAAUGGCAUGCCAAAAAUGCAGUCGUAAGUUUGAACAUGGGUAGUCAAUAGUCAUUACUAGUCAAUGAACUUUUUUAAAAUGUUCAAAUUUGAAGAACGCAAUGAAAGUUUUUAUAUUUUGAUCAUUCAAAUUGAAUCAUGUGCUAAUUCAAAUGGUGUCAUUUUCCAAGAAUCAGAAACUCUUCAACGAGAUUGUCAUGCCAUAGCCUCUUCGCUUUCAGCUCAAGUUAGGCAGGGCUUCACCUAAGGUAAAAGUGGACUGAGUUCAUGCGAAAAAGAAUUCUUAUCGUACCAUCAUAUCCUUUCAUCUCUAAAUUAUGCCAUAUAAUGGUGCAGUCCAAAUCCUUUUCACUGCCAUUUAAACGAAGCAUGAUUGAAAAAGCAUGAUAACGAAACCAAUGCAUCCGCUCAGCUGAAAAGCAGUGUUGUUUGAUGAACGUAAAAGCGGAUGUCUUUCAGCACG
Molecule: messenger RNA, 1655 nt
Organism: Durio zibethinus
Lineage: Eukaryota; Viridiplantae; Streptophyta; Magnoliopsida; Malvales; Malvaceae
Product: phosphatidylcholine:diacylglycerol cholinephosphotransferase 1-like
Molecular function (GO): diacylglycerol cholinephosphotransferase activity
Source: RefSeq, a predicted model, not a curated record